GAUGGCAUGGCGUGACAACUGUGGGUAGAGAGAAGAUAAUUCGAGCUGAGCUGAUGGCAGACGGUGCAGAGUUAAGCAGUGUCUUCUUGGUGUAAAAGGAUUUAGGGAAAGGAGGAGGCAAGAACCGGCUUAACAAUAUAAAUAAAAGUUUAAUGACGAAAUAAGCCAAAAGACACAAACACACACAUAGGAUGGUCAGCUGCCCGUAAACUAUCUCUCUCUGUCGCACCACCAUCUGCAGUCGGCCUUUAUCCCUCUCGGAGGCUUGAUUAGCCUGAUAAGGGACCGGGUGUGUAAAAUCACGACUCAGCCCCGCCCUCCGCCCUGUCACAGUGAUGGGGGCAGACAGUGGUCCGGGAGCUCCAUCAGCUGUCCCUUGGCGUAAAGUGCUCUAUGAGCGCCAGCCGUUCCCGGACAAUUACGUGGGCCGUCGUUUUUUGGAGGAGCUCCGGCGCAACAUCAGAGUCCGUCAGUACCGUUACUGGGCAGUAGUGCGAGAAACAGGACUGAUUGCACAGCAGGUGUCUUGCGUUGCUAUCUUUCUCACAUUAUGGUCUUAUAUGGAACAGGGAGAGCUGGUGCCAUCCUCAGUGUUGUGGGCCUGUCUGGCCUGUGCUCUGCUGGGCUACGGACUCUACGAGAUCCUGGGAAGAACAUGUGUUAGAGAGCGUACACGUCUGGCAGAUCUGCAGAGUGCAACCAUCUUCCUGGCUUUCACCUUCGGGUUCUCCCCUGUUUUAAAGACACUGACCGAGUCGGUUAGUACAGAUACUGUAUAUGCCAUGUCGGCCGUGAUGCUCUUGGCUCACUUGGUGUCUUUCCCUUACACACAACCCAGUCCGCCGGGCAGCCUUUCCCUCAACGCAGCCCUUUUUGGGUCUGUGUGCCUGGCGUCCCGGCUUCCUGGUGCCCUGCAUACUUUCACUAUGCUGAGCUGCGCUCUCCUUGUGUUCGCGCUCUGGCCCUGCUUGCUGCAUCGUAUGCGCGAACGGGCAGAGUGGAGCUUCCCGUGGGCAGCAGGUCUGGUGUGUCUCGCUGGAGUUGGGGGUCUGGGUAGCCUGUGGCCUGAGGGGGCACUCCUCCUCUCCCUGGCUCUGUUAACACUAACCUUAAUCUGUCCACUGUUACUAGUUCACCUCCAGAGGCAUAAAGACAAUAUUCAUGGUCCAUGGGACGAGGCAGAGAUCAGAGAGGACCUCUCCCGCUUUCUCAAUUGAAACAGCUUAAGAACUUUAAGACUGUAUGGUUUUUAAACGGUUUUAAAUGUUGCUUUUGACAGAAUUAAGAAGAGGGCUAGUUUUGAGAACUUUUGCACAUUCUCUUAAGCUCAGGGACAAUUAAAAACGGUUCUUUGGAAAUUACAUCUCAGUUUGCCAGUUAAAGAAUGCUUGAUAAACGGUUAAAUGGGUGAAUAUCAUGAAAACGUGUCACAUUUCACCUCAAAAUGAAAAUUAAAAUAAAGACUAAAUUGCAUUUGCAUGAAUCAAAAUGGUCAUGACAAACACAUUUUUCCCAUUCAUUCACAAUGGUGAUUCUCAUUAAUAUAAUCCAGUAAUUAGAAUUUUUUUGCAAUGCAAUUUGUUUUUUGUAUAUUUAACUAAAUAACUAAUUGUGUCCAGGCAGGAUCAUUUUCAUUCCUGUUACAGUAAUGAGAAUUGGUGGAAUUUCACUUGCAUUGUCAUAAUGUCACAAGGCUUCCAUUUCUUUAAAGGAAUAUUCUGGGAUCAAUACAGUUAAUAAAGUUAAGCUCAAUCGCAGGCAUUUGUGGCAUAAUAUAGAUUACCACUAAUAUGAAUUUUCGACUUGUACCUUUUACUUUUUCUUUAAUAAAAAGCACAAAUCUGGGUUACAGUGAGACACUUACAAUGGAAGUCAAUGGAGCCAAUCUGUAAAUAUAAAAAUAUUUUUAAUAAUAGUUAUUAAAAUAACUAUUUUAAACAUAGCCACAAUAUGUAUGGUAAUACGAUGUUAGUGUGAUAACACCAUAAACACUGUAAUUCCAGUAAACAACAAUUUAAACAACUUAAAAGCUCAAAUAACGUGUUUUAACAGAAGAAUUAAUGAAAUUAUAAGCUACACAUUUCUGCCUUUUUUAAACCCUUUCAAAAUUAUAUUUUGUGGUAAUCAACAUUAUGCCGUAAAUGCUUAAGAUGUAUUUUUUUCUUAACAUAAUAUUCCAGGUUCAAUACAAUACAUUUCUUUAUUUUGAUUUUGGGGUGAAAUAUGACUCGGACAUGGUCUUGACAAGUUUCGUGAGAUUGAGAUUGAAGUGGUAAAUAUGGGUAGGAAGCUAUAAACAUUUUUACAGUAUUUAUAUCCAAAUUUGUAUUCCUAAAUUGCUUGAUUAAAAAUGUUUAAAAGAUUUUGGA
Molecule: messenger RNA, 2369 nt
Organism: Xyrauchen texanus (razorback sucker)
Lineage: Eukaryota; Metazoa; Chordata; Actinopteri; Cypriniformes; Catostomidae
Product: phosphatidylinositol N-acetylglucosaminyltransferase subunit C-like
Exons: 4
Coding region: 336-1217 (293 amino acids)
Biological process (GO): GPI anchor biosynthetic process
Cellular component (GO): glycosylphosphatidylinositol-N-acetylglucosaminyltransferase (GPI-GnT) complex; membrane
Source: RefSeq, a predicted model, not a curated record